Penicillium cataractarum is the source of this 1656-nucleotide messenger RNA. Its product is annotated as arrestin C-terminal domain-containing protein. Lineage: Eukaryota; Fungi; Ascomycota; Eurotiomycetes; Eurotiales; Aspergillaceae. Gene Ontology annotation, biological process: ubiquitin-dependent endocytosis. Gene Ontology annotation, cellular component: cytosol; cytoplasm. Gene Ontology annotation, molecular function: ubiquitin protein ligase binding; protein-macromolecule adaptor activity. The transcript is spliced from 3 exons. The coding region runs from base 1 to 1656 and encodes 551 amino acids. The record is from RefSeq and is a predicted model, not a curated record.
AUGGCUCAGGAGGGUGCAAGACCUUCCUCGGACUCGAAUAGAAACUCAUGGGUGAUGAGUUCAACUCCUGCAUCCGCUAUCUCAUUCCUGCGUGACGAGGAGGUCGCGACUAGUGCCCAUGGAAUUACGGUCGCGUUGGCUCUGGCGGAACCGGUCGUGUACUUGCCACACGUUGACCCCGUUGAUACCAGAUCAGUCAUGCUGAGUGGGCGUUUGCGACUCAGAUUGACGAGGACUGUCAAAAUAAAGAAAAUUGAACUCGUGUUCAAGGGCAUCGCACAACAGAAGAAACCGAACCGGAUUCUUCCAAAGAAGGCACAAGUCCAAAACAUAGAAGAGCUCAACAAGCACGUCUGGCCAGUAUUCCUUGCUGGUGCACAUGAGGGACUUUCGAUGUCAAAUAUCGAAUACAAUGCAAAUAAUUUUAAAUUUGCAAGCCCCCAAUUGGCGACAGUAAACCCUAUCCACAAUGAUACAGAGGCGAUCGACUUCUCACUACAAGCAAAAUUCAAACAUGCUUGUGGGAUUGGUAACGGCAAGCCCUGGGCCCGUGGGGUUUCGAGGUUACACCGCAGCUACAAACUCUUUCCCCCCGGCGAUUAUACAUACGAUUUUGAACAACUAAUCGAUUCACAUAACCCAGAAACAAUAGAAAACGAGAUAAUUUCUGUCAGAUGGCUCCUUCAAGCAGUCGUUGAACACUUAGGAGUCUUCAAGUCAAACCUGUCUGGCAUUCGAUAUAUCCCCUUCAUCCGGAGCCCCUUUGGGGAAUGCCUAGAACAGAUUGAGCCAGUUGCGAUAUCAAGAGAUUGGAAGGAUAAAUUCCAUUACAAUAUCACUAUUCUUGGAAAAUCAUUCCCUCUGGGAUCACAGAUACCUAUCGCCAUAAAACUAAUCCCGUUCGAGAAAAUCUCUUGCCGUCGAAUCCAAGUCUGGGUGUUGGAAAAUCUACAUUUUCAUGGCAGGGCUAACCAUCAUGGUGAGCCGCAUAAAAGAUUUUUACUUUUCGAGAAGACGGCGCAUUCGGCAAGUUCCAACAAUUAUUCAAGGAACUCGACGCGAGUCACCGCCGGUGGUGGCAUUCCUUGGAACGAUCCAGCGGCCGCUAUCGCAGGAGAGGAAUUUGUUGAUCACAGCCGGAAUAAUUUGCUGGGUGAUCUUAGCGAUGGCUGUCAAGCUGGGCCAAUUGAAAUGGAAUUGAAUGUGCAGAUCCCUAACUGCCAAUCUAUCAAUGGUAAGGAUGAAAUGCAAAAGUUGCGUUGUGACGCUACAUAUGAAAGUAUCGAAAUAUCUCAUCGGCUUAUGAUAACGAUGUACAUGUCUACGGUUUACGAGAAAGAACCUGCCAAUUGGCAUCACUUUGUCAUUGCUGUGCAUUGUCCAAUCCGUAUUCUCUCCUGUUUUGCUGCGCGGUCCUACGUUGAUCUUCCUGCAUAUUCAUCUUGUACCAAUUAUCCGAUAGUCUCUCAGGUACAUGGAUGUGGGUGUACUAGGGCUGCCGAUGUAAGGAGAAAUCCGCCAAGUCCUGACUUGGUUAGUCCAACAAACACAUAUUCGGCCUCGGAUGCAGCAAGUUUCGCGGCUCUUUCGGCCAGCUCCAUGAUGGGCUUUGUGGAACACCCACAACAAUCCAAACAACAACUAUAUAAAUAUUAG